GGCUGUUUUAUAUUGCUGUUACCGGCAACAGCUUUGCUGAUUGCAAUAGCCGCUCUGACGACUAUGGCUAAUGUUAAAAAAAUGAAGGUAACUGUCCAUCUACAGCAGUGGUUCCCAACCUUUCCGGCCGCGGGCCCCUCUAGGGAAGUGAAUAACACCUUCAACUUGUCAGACAUAUCUAAGCCCCCCCCCUCCCUACCCAAAAGAAAUUUGUUUAAAAAAAUAAAGGACACCGUGAGUCAAAACGGUUGGGAACCACUGGUCUAUAAGCGUAGAAUAGCAAUUUUCGUAUGUAUAAUAUAUAAAUUUUAAAUAUAUGCUUUACUAAGAUAAGGCAUUAAAUUUUGGAGAUGUCUUGUAGUGAUGGUUCCAUGAAAAAUUUGUGAAAGGGCGCUUUAGUUGAAAACAUUCGAUUAAAUGAAAUGAACCACAUUAUUUAAAAUUUAAAUAAAAUAUUAAUGUAUCCUUUCUGUAGUCUGAUAUCAUUGUAAUGUUUCCUGUUUGUAUUGUCAGAAUGGAAAUGGCCUGAGCGGAUAUCACGUGCCAUGGAUGUUGAGGAGUUUUUUGGGAAUCUCAUCGUGUGAAACUGGUUUAGUUUUCUACAAUUGCAUUGAUUGUCUGUCCAAUUUUCACAUGCGUGCAUUAGUAGUGUUUGGCGCACAGCUGCCUUGUAAGCUUUUAUUUCGGUUAAGGUGCUCAUGCACGUCCUUGUCCAGACACUUUUACUUAUUGUUCCGAACACAUCGGAUGGCUAAUUUAUCAACUUCCCGUCAACCCAUCGCGUUGAAACUUGGCACAUAGACUCGUUGCCGAUGACAACACAUACUAUGAAAUUUUCAGCGACACCCCCUAACCCUCAAAAAUCAGUUUUUCCCGUUUUUUCACGGGAGAGAUCGAUGAAAUAUGAUGACACUGAUCUCACGAAAUAAAAUUCCCGAUAAUUGCGCUAAAUGAGAUUCUUUAAAAAAAAAAUUGCAGUUGCGGUCGGUGUGUAAUAUUUUCUUUUGUUUUUUCUGAAAUAGUUGGUGGAUUAAAUCUGCAAAUCUGACCCGGUGGGUCAUUAAAAUAUUAAUAUAGUUAAGGGGCGUGAAAAAAAUGUGCAGUUGCGAUCCGUGAGGAGGGAGCACUAAUUGGGAUUGUUAUAAGGUGCGUUACUUGUAUGCAUGGUUUUUUUAAAUUUUCAGCCUCAACCCUACCCAUUCCUUGAUAUUACAUUUUAUAAAGGCUUUAUAUCUAUGUUUUUAGAGGUUGUUUAAUUUUCAUGUAAAAAAAUAAAUAUCUUAUAAUCUACAGGUAAACAAUGCGUUUGCUGCUAUUUCGACAUUUAACAAACAUUCAGAGAUAUCAAAUGAUAUUAAACAGUUAAAUGGCGCUUGUGGGAUGACACGCCAGACAAAUGACAAUCAGAUUUCAAAGCUCACUGUAGCGGUAAAUAACUAUGAGAUUUGAUGCAGGAUUUGAAACGCAUUUAAAAAAAAAAAUAGUAACGUGUGUAUAGAUCAUGGUUGCCAACUGUUCUUCGCGAAACGAACAGAAACGAACCUAAAAAUCUUUCCCGAAAAAGUGCACAGAACUCCAUCAUCAUCAUCAUGACCCUUAGUCCUUGGACCGUUGGGGCGCCACAGAUGACGUGUGAACUAUCCUCCUCCAUUCGUCUCUGUCUUCUGCACUGCGCACAGCAUCGCCCAGUGUUAAUCCUGCCCACUCUUUGAUGUUAUCCUCCCAUCCAACGUUUCCAUAAUAGUCCGUAAUAAUUUGGCAUGUCAGUCAAAUUUGAGACAAUGUAUAAAAAUCGAUUGAACUAUAGAACACGGAAAAUGUCCUAAUUUGUGAUUCCAUUGUGCCGGCUUUAAACUCGUAUCAUCAUGAUAAAGGGGACAUCUAACACUGAAAAUAAUGCCAUACACAGAAACUAACGCUUCAGAGAUGUCCAAAUGUCAAGGUCAUGUGACAAAGAAUCACACUUACAGGCAUAGAAAAAUAAAAAUUUGAUACAAAGUCUUACGAUAAUUAAUUUAAAUAUGUUUUUUUGUAGAAUCUUUAAUUUAUUCUAAAAAUAUGUCGGAAUAUAAUCUAGUCCUUAAAAAUUAAGGACAUUUAGAUUUUUUUUUCGUAAAUUCUAGGAUUUGUUUUGAGUUGGCACGCCUGAUAUAUAAUAUAUAUUAAACAGAAAAUGAGUGUUAAGGUUUUAAAAUUAUUCUUUGCUAUUACCUGUUUUAUAAAUAAUAAAUUGUCACUUGGUUUAGUUUUACAAAAAUGACAAAUAACGAUUGGAGCUGUAAAUCGGGGUGUCGCGACGUGCGGCACGCGUGCGACACUUGGCACGAAUAGCGAUAUGCACUGACUCACGGAAGACCAAAACAUAAAUAUAAAAGUCUAAAAAAUACCAAUACUAUAGCUUGAUUUGUGUUUUUUAAGUCACUCUUGCAAACAUUAUAAGAACCUAAAUUUAACUAUUAUUUCUAUUGCAGAUGCUACAAAAACAAGAAAAGCAACGAUGUAAUUAAAUUUCUUUUCAAAUGUAUCAACUACUGUGAUUGUAUACAAUUUUUUAUGCAAAUAUAAUAAAUUAAAUAUUUACUUAACUUGUAAAAAAUAAAUAUUUCUAAAAAUUGCAAAAAAAAAAAACAAUUUUACCCGUAUUCAAAACAAUUAUUGCUAAAAAUUUCUUUUAUACAAAAAUGAACAACAUUAAAAUUGUAAUGCAUGUGUAACAACUGAAAUAUUUUUUUAAAUAUCUGUUAUUAUUUCUAUUUUUAUUUUAAAAAAAAAUAUUUUUAUAUAUUAAGUUUUUAAAAUACUUUUUACUUUUUGAUAUUUUUUAAAUAUUCUUUUAUUUUUGACAUAUAUAUAUAUCAAAUAGCUACGACAAGUUCAAGGGGUUCACAACAUAAAUCAUUUGUGCAUUCACCUGUCAGUGUUCACAAAUUCUUGCAAGCACCAGAAGAAAAUGCAAACGAAGGUAAAUUUCAUCAAUACGGUAAUUAGUGUAUGCAAAUUUAUGGCACUUUGUGAAAACUCGUCACAAACGAUAUUGUUGUUGAGGUAGUUUGUGAAAAACCUCUCCGCGCUUUCAUUUUGAUUCGGCUGUGAGGGCGUUGAGACAGACAUUAGACCCAUGACAUACAUUAAACAAUAAACUCCUACGCUAAGCCAACUUAUUAAAAAUACAUAUUGCAAUUCAUCUUUAAAACUGUAUCUGAUUAUACUAGUGGCUUCCCUUAUUAUGAUGAUAUUGAUGAUUGAAUACUUUUAUGGCGCUCUUGUCAAUGCUAUUUUAGCUUUCCUACAGAGCUCUGAUGUCCAAUAAUCUUUUUAAAAAAAAUGUUUUAAAAUGUUUCUGAAAUGAUUUAUUAUCAUUUUCAAUUCCCUCAAAAAUUGAGGCAAACUGUACCACAAUUUGGGUGGAAUAUCUAACACUAUACUCAGUUCAACUGCGGAUGUUCACCUCCUUCUACCCUCUUAUUUUUAAAAUAUGGCAUUCCUUUUAAUAACUUCUAUUUAAUUGUUUCAUCAUGCUAUUAUGUACCAAUACUUCAUGACAUAAAUUUAUUUGAUACAUAUUAAUUAGUUUCAAAACAUUUCAAAGUCAUAGAUUCUUUUACAAACCUUUAGUUAGUUCUAAAAAUUCUUCACUACUCUUUGAUGUAAGAAUUCCCUUUAAAAUAAUAAUGAUAAUAAUAAUAUACUUUUAAUGAUCUCCAUUGGCUUACUGUUCUGUAACGCAUUAACCACAAAAUUCUGUCCCUGUCGUAGAGCUCCAUGGAAGGCUCUUCGCCUGAUUAUCUAAAAGAUUUAUUUCCAAACAUUUAUACUUUAACACGAUGAGCUCUUCACAUACGUUCCUACUGGGAGUUCCCAGUGUGGAUGGACACAAAAUGAAAUCAUUCGAAGCGCGCUCUUUUGAAGCAAUUGCGUCUAAAUUAUGAAUCCUUUUUUUUGUCCCUUGGAAACGAUAAAUUAAUAAUUUAAGAGACAUUUAAAGACAGUUUUCCUUAAAUAGACUUUAGGAUAUCAGAUUGCUUUGAGCAUUCCGGAGUAGCACGGAGACAAGUGCUAUACAUGAAAUCAAUCAUCAUCAUCAUCAUGUAAAAUAAUGUCUGUACCUCUAAACUGUCUUUUGCAGCGCUUGUCCAUAAAUCUGAGGUCAGAGUUAAGCAACAUUUCCAUAUCUGAACUGGAGUAGAUAAAAUAUUAUUAUGAUGAUUACAAACUUCGAGAUAGAUUUGUCCGUAAUGUGUUUAUCUUGAUUAAUUUCAUCCAGGCCCGAGGUCCAGAUACCUCAACCAUGAAGUCGCUAAAUUUAAUUCAACUCUCGUCUCCUAUCCGUAUGAACACGUAAGAGGUUUAGAUGUCGGUCACAACGGAAUCGUAUUGAAAUUCACAGGUAAAAAUGGAAAUGUUUAAUUUAUUUGUAGAGAUCAUGUUUGGUAUAGAUCUCCUACUAACUUUAUUGGGAAAAUUAAAAGGAUGUUGUGUGUAUGUGUGUGUGUGUGUGUGAGUUGUAUAUUUAAAUACAAAAAAACGGCGAGGUAUUUAAUAACUGGUGUGGUCAACGCAUAAUAGAUGGAACAUAGUGCAUGUUCCAUAAUAAUAAUAAUUCCAGAUGCACGGAAUCGGAAGGUUCUUUUGCCCAAAUGGACCAUGUACCAUGAUACUAUUUUUUAAAGUGUCAUAAAGCCCAGGAUUUGUGUCCCUUAUCUGAAAUUUCAGCACAAAAUAUCUGUCAAUUAUUGCAACAUCUCUGGGUUUAUCAUCACUGCCAAGUAAUUUGAGGAGGGGACAAUGUGGUAGACCUCGUUUUUGAAACUCAAUGACGUAAGCAUGUGCCAUUUUUGUGCGUGCAUUUUGUGCGUACGGGAUCAAGCGCACGCCAGCGGAUCGCAGCGAAUGGGAUCGCAUCAUUUUGCGCAAUUUGAGCGCGGCGUACAAAAUCCACUCGGGAAUUAUAUCAUAAGAUAGUUAUGCAGAAAACUAGGUUGAACAAGUAAGAUGCAAAGAUAUGAAAGGAGUUCAGAGUUGAAGUUUUUUUAUUAUUGUAAAUACAAUAUUUAAAAGGUCUAGUCUGAAAAUUGUUUUUUCUACGCAUAGCGGAAAAGAAUUAUCUUGGAUAAAAGGUCGACCUUAUUUUGAUAAAUUAAAAAAAAUGUUUUUCUAUUAAAUAAUUUACUAAUUUCAUUCUCUCGUGCGGAGAUACUGAUCUUCAAACCUAUUUAGCCAUUUUAACUUUUAACCAUUUACCCAUUGAACCAUUUACCCAUUCAACCGUGUAACAAUUUAAUCGUUUACGCAUUUAACCAUUUAAUUACUUAAUCAUUUACACAUUCUGUGACGCCAAACACAAGUUGACACAGAAAACAAUAUGAAAUCAGAUGUAACCUCUUAUUUUUUGUUACUAUCAUCUAACAGGACUCUAUUACAUCUACAGUAGUAUUCACUCAAAGCCAAGCAAUGCAUGUCAAUCAAUGGAGCUGUCUCGAAAGGUAGGAAGUACAUUUUGCGACUUCAGUUAAGCUUUGUACGGGAUUUCAAAUUCAUUUAUUAAAUACUACAAAAAUGAACAUUCCAAAAUUAAUUAGCAAAAUUCUAGGGAAAAAAAAGUUAUUUUAAAAUUAAAAAUUUCAUUAAUUACAAUUUAAGAUCACGUGACAGGACAAAUAUGUGUGAAAUUAAAAGUAAUUAUUUAUUUAUAUUUUGAGUUUUGGGGGUGGGGGUAUACAGUUAUUCUAGAUAAUAAAUACGAUUAAAUGACUAUUUUCUCUUCCUGCAGACAAACUUCCAUUACGUGCAUCGCAUAAGCCCGAACAACCCCAUGUACACGGGGAUGCUUCUUCGGUCGGUGUACACCUGUUCCGAUAAUGAUGGACUCAGUGGUGAUACUUUAUUUACAGGUAUGUGAUGUUUCCAGGAAUUCUGUACACUUCUUUUAUACUCUCUAAACCAGGGGUCGGCGAACUUCGCAAGCGUUAUCCCAAAAUAUUUUUUUGUUUACCUAGGCUUUACAACCGAUUUGUAAAGAAAAAAAUUACAGACUUUGUGGUUUAUUCAAUCCAUUUAUAAGGAGAAUAAAAUUAUAUAUAUAAGACGUAACAAAUAAAUUCGAUUAAAUAAUUAAUAAAAAUCCACAUUGUGGAACAAAAUUAUGUAUUAAAAAAAUGUUAACUUUUAAAUUCAGUUGAAAUGAUGUUUCAAUUUGAAACCAAGACAUCAAAAUUGUGUUAUUUUUAUCAGAGAAGUCUUAAUACUGUCUCUAGGGUGCACUAAUUGAUUUCUAUUAUUUGUAACAAUAUUGAUCGGAAUAAAACUCUCCGCGUUACUCAAUUAAAGCAGCAACUUUUUUUAUUGCCUCCUGGCCAGCUAUUAUAAAAACAGUUGAAUCUUUUGAUUUUAUGCGCAUAAUCAUAAUGGACAUUAAGGGAUAUGAACCACCAUAACAUGUUGGCAUAAAAGCAUGGUGACAAAAUAGCAUGUUGCCAUAAGAGCAGUGUGACACAAAAGCAUGUUACCAUAUGAGAAGGGAGAUACCAUAUCAUGUUGCCAUAAGAGCAUGGUGAAACACCAGCAUGUUGCCAUAAGAGCAGGGAGACACCAAAACAAGUUGCGAAAAAAGCAGUGUGACAGAAAGCAUAUUCCCAUGAGAGCAGGGAGACACCAUAACAUGUUGCUAUAAGAGGAGGGAGACACCAUAGCAUGUUUCCAUAAGAGCAGGGAGACACCAUUAGCAAAUUGCCAUAAGAGCAGGGUGAAACACCAGCAAGUUGCCAUAAGAGCAGUGUGACUACAGGGCAGGCCUACUCGGUCCAGGUCCAUUCGAGAAUUCUGAAUGGGGGGACGUCAUAAGUUAACCUCCUUGAAUGACACCAACUUUAGUGACGCCACUGAGUAUAAUAUACAAUAGGAAACAUGGCGUAUACAACGCGAGAGUUGAGUCUAUGCUGGCUAUCCAGCUACUUGUAUACUUGUAACCAAUGUUCCCUCUAAGGUUUGCUGCUUCAUGUGCAAAAUCGUACAGUUGUGUGCAAAGUUUUACAGCAUCAAUUUUUUUUGUGUGCAAAAUUUUAAAGCCCACUAACAUUUACAUGGAAAUUUGCUGCGCUGAUACUCAAAACUGCUGCGCAGCGUCUUUGUGAUGGCUGCGCGGCCACGCAGCUUAAAGGGAACAUUAGUUUUAACCACAACAUGCCAGUUGCGUUUCUAAAUUACACUGGCGAGAUUCAUAGAUGCAAGAAGAGACAAUAAUUUCGUUAAAAAAUAAAGAUAAAAAAAACCUCUCUUUAAAUAUUAUUUUAUUUUGUCUAUUGACACCUCAUGACCCCCAGAUUUCUAUUUUCACCCUACUUGGAGUAAUGCACACCUGUUAGCCGACCACUGGUCUCAACUAUAUGUUUGUUAUGCUUUCCAGUAAUAUGUUUAUUUUAAUUUCAUCAGCUACUUACAUUUUUUUGUCAAAUUGCUGUUCUCAUUGAUCAAAAUAAAAUAAAAAUUAAAGUUUUCGGCAUAGUAUAACUAUUUAAUUGGACACGUUGUGUUAAUGUAAGUCAGUUGAUGAGACCGAUGCAGUAAUGAAGCAACACUGAGGUUUCAAUGAAGAGUGUACGCCAAACGAGAAGACCAGCUAUUCGCACCACUAACGAUGAAGCACAUUGACUAAUAGAGACGGACCGAAUUUCGGCUUCUGUUUUGGCUGAAAGUCUCGUUAAACUUUUGGUUUUAAGCUUCGGUUUCAGCCGAAAGUCAUUUUUAACUCUCGGUCUGAUUUUGGUUUCGGUUUCGGGAGAAAUCAGAAAAAUCACUUUCGGUCGGUCUCUAUUGACCAUUGCCAGGACUCCGAUGGACUUAUAAGACACGAGAUGCGUCAUGAUCAAACAGUUCUUUUUUAACCUUUAGGAUAUGGACCUCAAAAACAACAGGAUAUUCGACAAGAAGAAAACUGACCUACACUAUGUAACAAACAAAAAAUUGUAGCAUUUUGAAAAUAAUUGAACGAAUUAAAUUAAUAUAUUUCCUAGAUUAAUGAAUAUUCUUGUGAGAUAACAUUAGAGUUAUUCAUUUGCGUUGUGGGGGAUUUCAGGGAUUAAAAGUAUAUAUGUGAAUAUAUAUAUAUAUACAUACAUAUAUAUAUAUGGUUUAAAUUAAAUAAAUGAUUAAUUCAUCCCAUAUUUGUUAAUUUUUCAGGUGGGAUUUUCUAUUUAAAUGAAGGGGAUGUCAUUCAAGUUUGCUUCUCUGAUUCUCAAACUGUGGAUUUCGAUUACUCCUCAUACUUUGGUCUAUUUAUGUUGGAUGCGAAUUAAUUUUAUGCAACUGGGAAAAAACAAAAAGAAACAGCUGCUCAAAUUUGUAUUAGACACAUUAUCCUCACUAUCAUGAAGCCGAUGAAAACAGAUAAGUAAACUUUAAAAUUAUAAACCAGACUUUUGAAAAAGUAAAUCAAUUCUAAUACCAAGGAACUUUAUUAAAUUAAAAAGAAAGGAAUUAAUAAAGACAGAGAUAAAAGAAAGAUUAACAGCCGGAAACAUGUCAUACUGCAAUUGUCAGAAAUGACUCAAAAUUAAAAACAUUACAAGAAAAACCCAGAAAAAUAUUUAUAGAAUUGUAAUCAGACCAUUUGUAACUUACGCAAGUGAUACUUGGACCCAAAGAAAAACGUUAGAUAACCUAUUGUUAAGUGUAUGAGAAUCACUGUUGUUAUGUUUGGUAUGGAAAAUAUGUUUAGUGUGGAAAUUAUAUGUUAGCUGUAUCUAAUGUCUGAGAUAUUUGUGACGUAUUUGGGUAUGCGCAAAUGACGUGUCAGUUUUUUUGUUUUGUUGUUGUAGUGGUGGAUUGAUGGCCGUUGUCAAGAUAUACACGGUUUAACUUGUGUUUUGCUGAGUGUUAUGCUGGAACGUCUUGACAAUUUUUAAUAACUUAUAUAAAAAAGGCUGAUGUCUGCAUUCGUGCUAUCACGCAUGGACUACUGCAAUGCUCUCAUGGUGGGUUUUCCGGCUACGCUUCUGGAUAGAAUUCAAAAAGAACAGACUAAUGUGUCUCGCUAAUGCUAAAACACUUCUGAGAGAGCUGCAUUUGCUGCUAGUCCGUGCUCGAAUAGAGUACAAAACUGCAAUUUUGUGCUACCGCCGUUUCUCAAAAGGGCUCAUGACACCUUAUGUACCCAUUAGAUCACUCCGUUAAUCCAAAAGUGGCAAACUCUGGAUGCAGUGAGUCCACCUUGAGACAUAUGGAAGGCGCACUUUCGAUUUUGCUGGAUCAAGAAUCUGGAGCGGCCUUCCUGUCGCUCUCAGAAACAACCAGACACUGCAGUCUUUCAAGGCUGAGUUGAAAACAUAUCUUUUUCGCACUCACUUGCUGGUGUGAUGUCAUCUACCUCCUGUUUUCCAAAGGAACUUUCUAAUAUUCUUCGAUGUAAAUUAGCUCGUACUGUUCAUUGGCUUGGAUGUAAAUUUUGUAUAUUUGCAUUUUGUGUUUGAUUGCGUUUGGAGCCUUAAUUAGGGAUGCAGCGUGUUAAAUGAACUUUAAUAUUAUUUUUAUUAUUAACAUACAACAGCAAUAGUUUAAGAAAUUGUUGAAUUGUCAAGAUUAUCAACUUAUAGUGUGCGACAAACCAAUUAGUGUUUAGUGUAUGGGUAUCAGGUGCUAUUAAUUGGACUAGUCCGUGUGACGAGGCGAGAGAUAAUAAUAUCCAACAAGUAAAUAUCUGACUUCAAAGUUUAGAUGAGCCCAAGACAGUAAUAAGGAUCUACAUUUCGACACCUAUUAUUCACAUGGGGGAAUUGUUAUAUUGAAAAUAUAUGGACUAAAAAAAGGAUGAAUAUUAAUGGAGAGAGUACGGACCAACCAAGGAUUGUCUAGUCUAUAUCAGGAGGCCACACUAAUAAAACUAUUACUCUUUUUGGGUGGGCAUCCAAAGUCAGUGUAAAAUUUAAAAAAAACAACAACCAAAAAACAGCCUUCAGUCAUACUGAUCAUUUAUUAGGUUCCAGUUAAAUAAUUUGUAUGGCAUAUAUCUUUAAUUUAGUGUUUUAUUUUAAUUUUUUUAUGUUAUGUAU
Molecule: messenger RNA, 10043 nt
Organism: Lymnaea stagnalis (great pond snail)
Lineage: Eukaryota; Metazoa; Mollusca; Gastropoda; Lymnaeidae
Source: the annotation of a GenBank genome assembly